Molecule: messenger RNA, 1566 nt
Organism: Cicer arietinum (chickpea)
Lineage: Eukaryota; Viridiplantae; Streptophyta; Magnoliopsida; Fabales; Fabaceae
Product: probable magnesium transporter NIPA9
Biological process (GO): magnesium ion transport
Cellular component (GO): membrane
Molecular function (GO): magnesium ion transmembrane transporter activity
Source: RefSeq, a predicted model, not a curated record
UUGUGAAGCAACAAGGAACAGAUUGUGAAAGAGAGAGAGAGAGAGCAACAAAUCAUAGAAUAGAAUCAACGUCGACGCUGCAACACACAAAUAAUUUUUUUCAACAUUUUCAAACAGUGUCAUGUGGGAAUCGAUUCUAUUAACGGUGGCUGCAACCGCCGGAAACAACAUCGGAAAAAUCCUUCAGAAAAAAGGCACUAUCAUUCUCCCUCCUCUCUCCUUCAAGUUCAAAGUUAUUAGGGCUUAUGCUUUGAACAAAACUUGGUUGAUAGGUUUUCUGAUGGAUAUAUUUGGGGCAUUAUUGAUGUUAAGGGCUUUGUCUCUGGCUCCAGUCUCUGUCAUUCAACCAGUUUCUGGCUGUGGACUAGCGAUUUUGUCGAUCUUUUCUCAUUUUUAUCUCAAGGAAAUCAUGAAUGCUGUUGAUUGGGUUGGCAUUACCUUGGCAGGUUUUGGCACAAUAGGAGUUGGUGCUGGAGGGGAGGAACAAGAGGCGGCCGCUCUAUCUAUUUUUCACAUCCCAUGGCUGGCAUUUGUUGUUUUCAUCUUGUUUAUACUGCUUAAUGGAUGGCUUCAAAUAUACAAGCGUCAGCGAAGAGAACAAGAGAUGAUGGAAUACGAUGUUGUUGAAGAAAUCAUUUAUGGCUUGGAAUCCGGUAUUUUGUUUGGGAUGUCAUCUGUAAUAUCAAAGAUGGGAUUUCUAUUCCUUGAGCAAGGUUUUCCCAAGCUGCUGGUUCCUAUAUGCAUCAUGAUCAGUGUUUUUUUUAGUGGUAUCGGUUUUUACUACCAGACACGCGGUUUAAAGCAUGGGAGGGCUAUUAUAGUUUCUACAUGUGCAGCCGUGGCAUCAAUUUUGACUGGUGUACUUGCUGGGAUGCUUGCUUUGGGUGAGCGACUUCCAUCUGCACCGAAAGCUCGUCUAGCACUACUUCUUGGAUGGCUACUUAUAAUUGUGGGUGUGAUUUUGCUCGUUGGUUCCACACGGCUGGUGAGACUCCUUGCAUGUACUUCGCGACGAAAAAGAAGCAACGUCGAGAAGAAUUAUGGCCCUAGAAGAUCCACUUCUUCCCGCACAAGGGAGCCAAGUCCUAGUGCUGUCAUUCAAGCGGCAACAUUAAAUCAUCUCCUAUCAUCAUCUUCCAAAGAAAAAGCUUGACUUGACAAGAGCUGGAAAAUGUUCCUUCUUCUCCUUCACAAGAUUUCUAAGCAUUAAGCUGCUAAGGCCAUGGUGUAUGCUGUAUAUGUAAGUGGUUGCUUCGUCAGAGGGCGUGACAUUUUUUCUGGAAUCAUACCUUCUGGAUCAUAGUUUGGAUGAAGUAUCUGUUAGCUUUCUGAUGCUAUCUUGUAAAAUCUAUUCCUGAACUUUCACUAUGUUGGCCUUUGAUGAUUGUAUAUGACAGUGAUGGUGACAUACCAACACACAUAAUUUUUUUUUGGUUGGAAACUAAUUUUAAUAAUCAACAGUUUAUUCCUGUUGUGCAGUAGUGAUCUUUGAAUAUAGGUGUUGCUUGUGUUGGAAUAAUGUCCUAAGGGUGCACUUCAUCCUCCAGAGAUAUCAUUGAGGCAAAA